GCGGAGAGCGCUACGACACGCGGAGAGCGCUACGACACGCGGAGAGCGCUACGACCCGCGAUGGACGUCCGCCCGCUCCUCGCGCAGCGCCGGGCGCCGCCAGCGCCCAAUCAGCACCUCUGGCGCGCGUUCGGCGCCGUCGCGCUGCUCCAAUUCGUGACGCUGGCCGCGGUGCUCGCGUCGCGAACGGCUCCUGACGGCCGGAGGCAGCUGCUGGCCGACGAGCUCGAGCCGCCGUUCCGGAAAAUACGCGAGGAUAUCGAUCUCGGCGCCGACGAGCGGCGGCGGCUCAGCGGCGCGCUCUGGGGCCUCAAGACCGCGACGGCCGCCACCACGCUCACGAAGUUCAUGGGUACCAUGGUCCUCUGCGACACGUCGUCCGCGGCCAUCACGGUGACGCUGCCGGCCGCGAGCGACAUGUCCGAGCAGUCCGGCGCCUCGCUCCGCCACUACAAGUUCAUCAACACGGGCAGCAACGACUGCACGGUCGCCCGCGCCGGGUCCGACACGAUCGUCACAUCGACGCUGACCGCGACCUUUUCCGGCGGCGCGACGACGUCGACCUUCACGGGCACGGCCUUCACGCCCGCGGGGACGGUCUCGCAACCGACCUUCACGGGAACGCAGUUCACGCCCGCCGGAACCAUCUCAGCAAUUACUCCCGCCGGCACCAACGACGCGCCGACGUUUACUGGUCAAGCGCACACCCCGACGUUCACCGGCGGUGCCAUCACGAGUACGGUGACUCAGGGCACGAUUACCACCGCCACGGUGUACACUGGGGCGGACGCCACGGCGACCACGACGGACACGGCGGUCGACGUCGUCACUGCGGUCGCGGCCAGCACCGUCGCGAGCGGGACCGCGAGCGGGACCAUCUCGCAAAUUACGCCGCAGGGAACCGUGGCCGCGCCGGUAUUUAGUGGUACAGCGCACACCCCGACGUUCACGGGAACCGCGGUGACUCCAGGGGGGACGGUCUCGCAACCGACCUUCACGGGGACUCAGGUGACGCCCCAGGGCACGAUUCAAACCGACACGCCCGGGGGCACGGUCGCGAUCGUCAACGCCGCGACGGCGUCGACGGGCUUGACGGCGAUCACGCUCAAGCCCGGGUCCUCGCUCGCGCUGGUGGGCGACGGCACGAGCGCCUGGUACCAGUACGGCGGGACGAGCAUCGCCGUCGCGUAG
This is a messenger RNA of Pelagomonas calceolata, 1191 nucleotides long. NCBI's taxonomy places the organism in Eukaryota, Pelagophyceae, Pelagomonadales, Pelagomonadaceae. The record is from the annotation of a GenBank genome assembly.